Messenger RNA from Drosophila subobscura, 4766 nucleotides. It is a transcript of the gene nwk, whose product is annotated as protein nervous wreck. Gene Ontology annotation, cellular component: recycling endosome; neuromuscular junction. The transcript is spliced from 11 exons. NCBI's taxonomy places the organism in Eukaryota, Metazoa, Arthropoda, Insecta, Diptera, Drosophilidae. Gene Ontology annotation, biological process: regulation of actin filament polymerization; neuromuscular synaptic transmission. The record is from RefSeq and is a predicted model, not a curated record. The coding region runs from base 289 to 3603 and encodes 1104 amino acids. Gene Ontology annotation, molecular function: protein binding.
AAAAGACGAAAAUCGAAAUCGAUAAGUAAGCCACGGACCGCAGCCACCAGAGAAAAAGUGCAUUAAAUUCUGUAAAAACCAAUCAGAGAAAGCAGAAAACUUAACAAACUGCUUACCAAAAGAACAACCUUCACGGGCAAUGUCCAAGAAAAGUCAACUGCUUGUGGUAAUGUAAGGCGCUUUGAUUGAAGCUCGCAAAGAACAGCAAGAAUUGGCUAGGUAAAAGCGUAAAGCGAGAGUGCGUAGAGUGAUUCGAUAGCCAUAGCCAUAGUAGACCAAGUCCCCAAAAUGCAGCCACCGCCGCGUAAGGGUAACUAUGUGAAGUUCUUGAAGAAUCUGCACACGGAGCAGGUGGCCAAGUUGCAGCUGAAGAACCAGCAUGAGUGCGACCUGCUGGAGGACAUACGACAGUUCACCAUCAAGCGAUCGGCCAUCGAGAAGUCGUAUAGCGAGGCCCUCCUGAAGAUCUCGUCUCAGUAUCUCAACAAGAAGAUACCCAACAUUCCAGACAUCAAGAUGGAGGGCAUGGAAGAGCGUUGGAACAUGUGGAGUGUGUGGCGCACAGUUCUCGAGGAGAAUGAGAAGUUGGCACGAGCCCGCUUGGCAGCCAUCGAGGUAUUCCAGCAGCAGAUAGCCGACGAGGCCAAGGUUCUCAGGGACUACAAAGUGGCCAUUGCCAAGCGUUCGCUAUCGGGCAUUGUCAACGUGCAGAAGGAACUCCAUUUGAGUGUGGGCGAUGUGGACAAGACGAAGAAGUCGUAUUUCGAUGAGGAGCACUGUGCCCACGAUGUGCGCGACAAGGCACGCGACAUCGAGGAGAAGCUGAAGAAGAAAAAGGGCUCCUUCUUCCAGUCCAUCACAUCGUUGCAGAAGAACAGCGCACGAGUGACCUCACGGAAGGAGCUGCUCGAGGAGAAGUCCACGGGUGCUCGUAACGAUUAUAUACUCAGUCUGGCGGCUGCCAACGCCCAUCAGAAUCGCUACUUUACCGUCGAUCUGCAGACCACGAUGACCACCAUGGAGAACUAUGUGUUUGAGCGAGUUGCCGAGUACCUGAUGCUAAUGGGACGCACAGAGCUGCUGACCUGCUCGGCCACGCAGAACAGUUUCGGGAAGAUCCGUGACCAGGCGCAGCAGCUUUCGCGGGAAUACAAUCUGCAGUGUUGCUAUUUGUUCUAUCCGGUGCUGAAGCAGCAUAUUCAGUAUGAUUUUGAGGCUUGUGACAAUGAUCCGGUGAGGAAGGUGACCACGGAGCAUGAUUCGGCCACAGAGACGCUCACUAAGGAGGCCAAGAAUCUGGCUGGACGGGUGGUCAAGGAGAAUGCCUCGAUAAGGGAGAACGCCAAGAAGCUGGCCCUCUGCCAGUCGCUGAGGGACUCGGGACAGCGAUCCGAUCCCAACGAUCCUAAUGGUCCCGAUCUGGACACCAAGAUCGAGGAGUUCCGUGAUCAGAUACGCCGCUCCGAGACCGAGAAGGCGAAGGCCGAGGCCUGUCUGCAGUGCCUGCGCGACGGCGGCAUCAAUGUGGACGAGUGGGUGCAGGAGGCAGAGAUUAUGGGGGUGCAAGAGCUAACGCGCUCAGCCAGCUCCAUAUCGAUGCGCACCGAUGCCUCGGGCCAGGGCGAGAAUCCCAGCUCCGAUUCCUUCUACGACAGCGACAAAGAGGAGGCGGCCGGCGGUGCUCCGGCCUUUGCUCAGGCAAAGCCCAAGGCAGAGACGCAACUCUCCAGGGAUCGCACGUUCAGCGACAGCGAUGACGAGCCCGAGGAGCGUCCGGCAGCUGCGGUUGCCGCUGCAGCUCCAGCUGCCGCGAAGGCAGCCAGCGCAGGCACUGGAGCCUGGGACGAUCCAACCGAGGUGAACUGGGGUGGCGAGGAGGAGGAGGAGGACAAGGAUGAACCGAUUGUACCCGAGCCCAAGGAGGCCAUCUUCAAGUGCACCGCACUCUACAGCUACACGGGCCAAAAUCCCGAUGAGCUGACAAUUGUCGAGAACGAGCAGCUGGAGGUGGUCGGCGAGGGCGAUGGCGAUGGGUGGCUGCGUGCCCGCAACUAUCGGGGCGAAGAGGGCUAUGUGCCGCACAAUUAUCUGGACAUUGAUCAGGAGACGGCCGGCGGCGCUUUUAAUGGUACUGGUUCCGCCAAUCAAUUGCGCUCUCAAAUCUCAUUCUCAUCUGUCGAUUACACCGUUGACAACGAAGAUCAAACGGUGGACUCGAUGCAAUCCCCCGACCAGGUAUCGGUCAUAAUGGCCCCCCAGAAGCGCCUCAAGUCCGACAUCGAAUGGUGCAUUGCGCUCUACGACUACGAUGCCACAGCCGAGGAUGAGCUGACCUUCGAGGAGGGCGACAAGAUCAAGAUCAUCACCAAGACGGCCCACGGUGUCGACGAUGGCUGGUGGGAGGGCGAGCUGGAUGGCAAAUUUGGCAACUUCCCCUCGCUGGUCGUCGAGGAGUGCGACGAGUUGGGCGAACCCCUCAGCGAGGGCGGCGAUGAAUCACCACCCCCAAUGGCAGCCCCGAACUUUGCUCUGCCCCCGGCACCAGCACUACCCCCAGAGUAUGCUCAUGAGUUGGAAUUGGAGCUGACAGAGGAUAUGUUCGGCUCACAGGAUACGGCAGAUGAAGACAGUGGCUAUAUACCCAACGGUGCUGCUGUUCCGAGUAUGCCUCCGCCAGGCCAGAACCAAAGCCAAACCACUGCCAAGAAGGUACUCAUCCAAGAGCCUGGCAUGGAGGACGAUCUCAGUGACGAUGGGCAGCCACCGCCGUCUUUGCCGCCGCCACAGCCGCCUCAGCUGCAAAAGGCAGCUGGCAAAUCAGAGCCUGUUGCUGCCAACACAUUGAACUUAGGUAUGGCACAAAUAAUUGUUACCGCUGCAACCCCCAUGGUUGAAGACGGUGCCGAUAAAUCUUUCCCACCAGUAGGAGAGAGCGAACGUGAGCAGCAGAAGAAGCAGGAUGAGUCCAAGCAGGAGCAACCGGUGGCGGAUAAAAAGCCAGAGAUAGCGCCAAAACCAUUGGCCAAAGUAACGCCAUCGCCACAGAAGCAGCCGCCCGCACAGGUGGUGACGGCUGCCAAAGAAGGUAACAGUAGAGUGCGACCGGUGGUAAGCAUUACACUGACCGAGUAUCCAUCCUGUGAUCCAGAGGACCAACAGUCCUUCUCGGAGGGCACGGACUCGGCCUCGGGCGCCGAUGUACCCAUUCUGCAGGAGGUCGAGGAUCCCUUCAAUGAGAAGUCCAAGACCGAGGCGGCCGGAGAUGGAGCUGGAUUUGAGGCCAACUUUGAGGCCAAUUUUGAUGCCAACUUUGAUGAUGCGUUCGCCGGGGCCACAGCAGGCGGUGGUGGAGGUGGGGGCGGUGGGGGUGGAGGCGAGCAGUCCAGCGAUUUCGAUGUGAACGGAGAGCCGGGCGAUGAGGAGCAGGGUCAGAGCGAGGGCGCAUCCGCAGGUGGAGUCGCAGCCGAGGAGGACAUUGAGGCGCCCAAGCAGGUGGUCGGUGGGCGAGCUAGCAUACCCGAGGAAUUGGACUCAAAUCAAUUGGCACACGACCAUGAGCAUGAUAUACUAUACUAUAUAGACUAUAGCGACGGACAGUUGUAGAGCGGAUCCAAGCGGAACACCACCUCUCCAGACACAGCCACUUUGAAUGCAUAAUAGGCUCACACACAAAAAAACCAAACACCAAACACGAUCCACCAACCUCCAACCAACCAACCAACCACAUCCAGAUACAGCUACAGACUUAGACGGACUUCAAUCUAGCAGUUUAACGAUCGGGAAUACAACGGGAAUAAACCAGAGAGUCGGAAAAGCAAUGCAUCAAAAUUUGUUCUGGUUUAUUUGCGUUUACCCCCGAGCCACAUACAACGACACAGCAGCAGGUCUACAGAUUAAUCAUAUGAUAUGUACUAAUACCGUAUAUAGAAAGAUUCCUCUCACCCCUCGCAUCACGUGCAGCGCUCAAAUUGUGUACAUCCAUUCGAAUAUACUUCUCUCUGACUGCCUCCGGGGUUAUAGUUAGACAUCAACUGGGCCUUCAUAACAACAAAUUAAAGAAAACCACCAUACGAUAUAUAUAAAUAUAAACUAUAUAAAUAUAUAUUUACAUAAUUAUGCUAGUUUGUAAUGUGUUAUACUCUCAGACACGUAUGGAAUACAUAUAUAAAUAGCGAAAUAUUGUAAACGUUUAUGUAGCACUCUCUGACACGGGUCGGUCUUUGAAUAUCAGCAACAGCAACUAAUCGAGCAAUAAAAAUAUGUAUUGUAUAUAUAUCUAAGUCCAGUACUUUAGCCGCCUUAUGUUAACCAUUGUGCUUGAGAUCCGAACCGAUAACGUAUUAGCCAAGUUAACAAUCAGUUAAGAACAAACAGCCAAGCAGAGUUCUACCAAGUCAAUUCCGUUGUGUUCUGUUUUAUUCUGUUUGAUUCACUCGUACUCGCAAUCCUAAGAGUUCUGCACCACAAAAUGAAUGUACACGGUUACCCACAAAAAUAUUGUUGUAAUUGUAAUUGCAAAACUCUAGCCUAAUUAGUUAAAUGUUUUUCCGUGUCUAGUUAAAUGAACUAAGUUAAUGUGUUGGAAUGGCCAGAAAUGGUUAAGUAAUUGAAGAGAAAUUAGUGAAAUGCCUACUCAAUCAGAGACUUUGUUUGCGAAUACUCGAAUACUCCUCAAUGCAUAACUCAAUCGGAUGACGUCUCCUUAUACACACAUAUUCAACGAUAUGAUAUUUACCAUAAACACACAGUUUAAACUAAUGAAAAAA